AUGCCGGCCACCAACCAGAAACCGGCUCCUCCUACGCCGGCAUCACCUCGAAACACAGCCAAGUACACAAACAAGGAUGGAUCAAAGUUCAUCACUGUCCCUAAAAGCACACCUUCCGACUCCUCCCAACCCUCAACGCCGACAAUUGCCGCUAAAUCGGUGAAUCCGCUGCCAAACCCUCCUACGCCUGACGCGCCUUUACAGAACGUAAAUCGCAAGAAGCAAAAGCGUCGACAAAAGGCAUUAGCAAAGGCCGCGGCCGUCGAGCAAGCAGCCAACGCUCUUCCAGACCCCUCAUCAACAUCAAACGGACCCAACGAGGCUUUACCCGAUGACCAAGACGUCGUCGUAAGUGAUGAGGAAGAUGUGGAGGACGCGCGGAAUGGCGACCUUGCGGGGACGAAUGGCCAUUCUCGUCCGGCGUCCAAGUCCAAAAAGAACAAGAAAAAGAAGAGAAAGAAUGCCGACGAGUUUGGCGAUGUUGACAACUCUCCAGUUGUUUCUACUUCUGUACCCCGAAUGACCAGUCAAGACGUCUCUCGACCAUCAGGCAUGUCACGAGAUAAGAUUUGGAGCACAAGCAAUCACGAAGAAAGAGAACGCAUUAAGGAGUUCUGGCUUGGACUUGGCGAAGACGAGCGAAAGUCACUGGUCAAGGUGGAGAAAGACGCUGUCUUGAAGAAGAUGAAGGAACAGCAGAAGCACACAUGCAGUUGUACUGUGUGUGGACGGAAACGAACAGCUAUUGAGGAGGAGUUGGAGGGCUUGUAUGAUGCGUACUAUCUGGAGCUAGAGCAGUUUGCCAACCACGGCGAUGGACCACCAAUGCUGCAACCACCAUCACGAGACUUCCCCCUGCGACCUCGCCGUCGACUACCCUCGAAUUAUACCCCGCAACAGCCGUCUCAUGGUAGGAUUGUAGAGCACGUGGGCGACGAAGAUGAAGAAGACGAGCUGGAAGAAGUUUAUAGUGAGGAUGAAGCGGAGGACGACGAAUAUAGUGACGACGAACCCCCAGAGCAGUUUCACAAUCCCUAUGAUCGAGACAUGACGGAUUUCUUGGCAUUUGGCAGUAGUUUGCAAGUCAAGGGUACGCAGCUUCUUGAAUCUCUUCUCAGCGCAUAUGGUAACAUGGACUUAGGCGGCAUUCUCACCGUGGCGGAUGACCUACUCAAAAACGACGGCAAGCGAUUCAUUGAAAUGAUGGAACAGCUAGCAGAACGUCGCAUGGCUCGCGAGGAGGAUGCAAGAGAGCACUUCUCCCGCGGCUACGGUCAUCCCAACGGCUCAUACUCCGCUCCUCAUAAUCAUCCUCCUGACGAUGAUGACUACGAAGAUGAAGAAGACGAGGAGGAAGAUUAUGAGGACAGCCAAGACGAGGAGUAUGAGGAUGAAGAGGUAUAUUCUAAUCCUUCUAUAAUGCCGUCCAGGUUCCAUACUGAGUGCUGCUGCCAGGAUCAAAUGACGGAAGAACAGAGAAUGGAGGAAGGCCGCAGAAUGUUUCAAAUAUUUGCAGCCCGAAUGUUCGAGCAAAGAGUCCUAUCUGCAUACAAGGAGAAAGUGGCCAAAGAGCGGCAAGACAAGCUGCUAGAAGAGUUAGAAGAAGAGAGCAGGCAAGUUGAUCAGCAAAAGGCCAAGAAAGCCAAAAACGCGCAAAAGAAAAAGGACAAGGCUGCUCAAAAGAAGCAAGCCUUGGCUGAGGAAAAGGCGCGUAAGGAAGCUGAAAAGGCCGCGGAAGAGGCUGCUCGCCUGGAAGCUGAGCAGCAGAGAAUUGCUGAACAGAGACACAAAGCCGAGGAGAAACGAAAACAGAAAGAAUCCCAGAAGAAGGCUGAGGAAGAAGCCAGAUUAAAGAAGGAGGCCGACCGUCAACGACGCAUUCACGAGCAGCGCGAAAGACAGGCGGAGCAAGAACGCAAAGCCCGCGAGGCAAAGGAGCGCGAAAAGAAGCUCAAGGAAGAGCAACGUCAAAGGGACCAAGAGGCUCGGGAUCAGAGAGAGCGGGAAGCACAGGAGCGUAAAGAGAAACAGGAACGCGACAAGCGAGAAAAGGAGGCGAGGGCAGCUAAAGCUCACAAAGAGAUAUAUGAAGCUGCUCAACGAGCAAAAGAAGACAAAGCAAACCACAAGUCCUCCAUCCAAACUGCUCAGACACAACCCAUUCAAAUCGCAAAGCGCGGACAGGGGUAUACUUCUACCCCCCUCCCGACUGUUCUAUCGCAACAUCCGCCUAACCCGGCAAGCUACGCUUCGCCAAAAAUUCCAGUAGCCACGCCAGCGAUCCCGAAAGCGCCCACACCUAUUCGAUCUCGUGCGUUGUCUCAGCAGCAAGACUCUGGUCCAGGGAGCUCAGCGGCUUCCCAAUCCGCAUCAGGACCUAGCCAGAAUCCGUCUCCUCAUCCCGGAACUCCUAUUCAGGCCAGCCCCGGACCCAUUGGGCAAGAAAGAAAAGCCAGCACAAGCAGCUCGAUACUCGCGGCUCAGCUCAAUCAACCCGUGUCACCUCACAGUAUGCAAACCAGACUACCGAGCCACACGCCGCCUUUCCAAAUGCCGCCGACAAUGGGUUUGCAACCGCCCCCAGGACUGACACAACACCGACCGCCACGCUUUCCCAGCCCUAUUUCACACGAGGCUAUAUUUCCCCCCCUUCAAUUUCGUCCUGGUCCCAACGUGAUGAUGCCGCCUCCUGGACUGAACGGACCAGGUGCACGAGGAUUUCCCCAAGGCCCAAUGGCGCCUCCGGGAUUCAAUCACGCUUCGACGGAUCCGUUCCCCAUGAACCAAGGGUUCCCAAUGGCGAAAGAGCCUCCGAUUCCUACGCAUACACGCCAAGGCUCUAUUGGAUAUGAUGGGGCAGCAGGAGUGCCGACCCAACCGAUUGGAAGACCUGCACCGAUUGGCCGCCCUGGCAGCCUCUCUCAACGCCAAUCUCGCGAAGCAGAUGACGAAACUAAGCAUCUGGGUAGCAGCGCUCUGGUAGCUGACGAUGCGCCUCCGCUGGAGGGCAUGAACCCCGGUAGUCUGCGUAAUCAACCCCCCGGGCCCCGUGGAGGAUUUCCGACGAGCCCUUUUAUGGACGCAGGGUUUCCCAUGGGACAGAAUCCCUGGGGUCCUCCGGCGGGAGCCACACACGGGCAGCCUUUCCCACCACCUGGCUUCCCGAAUUCGACGUGGGGCUCUCCGGGAAUUCCGCCAGGCUUUGGCAUGGCUAAUAUGGCCUCGCCAACUCCAACCAUGAGUUCCAUUCGAUCCUCAUCCCAGCCACGCCACGUUAUGGUUAGAUCCUUUCUGUGUACUGCAUACAGAGAAUUAUCUGCGUCUGGAGCUGCCGAUGCAGAGGGAUACAUGGACCUAGGCGCGAUCAAGUCACAGGUGGAGAUUUAUGCCAAUGACUUCUCCCUAACCGAACAAGACCUGCUGAACCUUUGUGACACUGAGGGCAACAAUUCCAACGGGGGCGGAACAUUUGAUGUCAAGCGUGAUAUGAACGGCGUCGGCCAACACAGGAUUCGAUGGACUCUGGAUCAAAGUGAUGCUCCAGGGCAUUCAUACCGAGCGGUGGGAGCACCAGGAGAGGUUUGCAGCCCUCGUACCAACCACGCAUCUUUGCGGGGCCACUAG
Molecule: messenger RNA, 3624 nt
Organism: Metarhizium acridum CQMa 102
Lineage: Eukaryota; Fungi; Ascomycota; Sordariomycetes; Hypocreales; Clavicipitaceae
Source: RefSeq, a predicted model, not a curated record